GCCUCUGCGCUGUCUCUGGCAGUCAGCGCUCUGUCGCUUGCCGGCAGCGCCGAUGCUUUCUGGCGUCUUCCUUGCCGUGGUCGUUCUGGUGUCGGUCGUCUUGACCCUAUCAUGGACCCCGGCAAGGUCUCUGACCACGUCCACGUUAUCCACGGUGGUAGCAACUUUGGCAUUGACAACACCCCUCAGGACCUCGUCAACUCUGACUGCACUUCAUGUUCCGUUACUCAGGACAAGUCUGCCUACUGGACCCCUCCUCUCUACUUCCUCCACUCCAACGGCACUGCCGAGAUGGUCGAGCAGGUCGGUGGUAUGCUUGCUUACUACCUUCUCUACAAUGACGCUGCCAACCCCAACGGCAAGAUCACUGCCUUCCCUGAGGGCUUCCAGAUGAUCUCUGGUGACAAGCGUCUUCGUAGCUUCCCCUACCCCAUCCCUGACAACGACAAGUCGUCUUGGACUGCUGAGCAGAAGACCCAGAGCGCUCUCUCACAGAAGGCUCUUGGUUUCAACUGCUUGAACUAUGCCGCCGCCCCUGAGGCAUCCCUCUACCGUCACUUCUUGCCUGACAAGGAUUACCUCGACGCCAACUGCCUUGACGGUAUUCGUCUCGAGCUCAUGUUCCCUUCAUGCUGGAACGGCAAGGACCUCGACUCCGAUGACCACAGAUCCCACGUCGCCUUCCCCGACUUGGUCAUGAGCGGUUCCUGCCCCGAGGGCUUCGGCACCAAGCUCCCCUCUCUCUUCUUCGAGACCAUCUUCAACACCUAUGCCUUCAAGGGUAUGGAUGGUCAGUUCGUCCUCUCUAUGGGUGACCCCACUGGUUACGGAUACCACGGUGACUUCCAGAUGGGUUGGGACAGCAGCGACUUCCUCCAGUCUGCCGUUGACACUUGCACCAACGCUUCUGGUCAGAUCCAGGACUGCCCUCUCUUCGACAUCCAGAGCGAUGCCCAGUCGCAGCAGUGCACUUUCAACCCCGUUGACGCCAUCAAGGAUGACAACCCUCUCGGCCCCCGUGAAGAUGGUCUUCCUAUUGCUGUCCCUAUCCAGUCUGGCCCUGCUUACGCCAGUGUCUACCCUGUC
This is a messenger RNA of Aureobasidium melanogenum CBS 110374, 1086 nucleotides long. RefSeq lists its product as uncharacterized. NCBI's taxonomy places the organism in Eukaryota, Fungi, Ascomycota, Dothideomycetes, Dothideales, Saccotheciaceae. The annotation marks the transcript as partial. The record is from RefSeq and is a predicted model, not a curated record. The transcript has 2 exons.